Messenger RNA from Oryctolagus cuniculus (rabbit), 1765 nucleotides. RefSeq names its product glutaminyl-tRNA amidotransferase subunit QRSL1 (gene QRSL1). Gene Ontology annotation, cellular component: mitochondrion; glutamyl-tRNA(Gln) amidotransferase complex. Gene Ontology annotation, biological process: mitochondrial translation; glutaminyl-tRNAGln biosynthesis via transamidation. Gene Ontology annotation, molecular function: glutaminyl-tRNA synthase (glutamine-hydrolyzing) activity. The record is from RefSeq and is a predicted model, not a curated record. Lineage: Eukaryota; Metazoa; Chordata; Mammalia; Lagomorpha; Leporidae.
UGACCAAUCCAAGGGCUCGGUGUUGAAGGGUCCGUGAUGAGCCAAGAUGGCUGCGCCCGUGUAAUCCAGGCGGCGGCCGCUGACCUUUUUUUCCUCCCUGUCACCUGGCCCCUGGGGUGGUAAGCUGAGCACGAGGACCAUGCUGGGCCGGACUCUCCGAGAAGUUUCUGUGGCACUGAAAAGAGGCCAGGUUACACCCACAGAGCUCUGUCAGAAAUGCCUCGCCCUUAUCCAGAAGACCAAGUUUCUAAAUGCUUACAUUACUGUAUCGGAAGAGGCGGCCUUAAAGCAAGCAGAAGCAUCGGAGAAAAGAUAUAAGAAAGGCCAGUCACUGGGAGACUUAGAUGGAAUUCCUGUUGCAGUGAAAGACAACUUUAGUACGACUGGCAUUGAGACAACGUGUGCAUCAAACAUGCUGAAAGGUUAUGUACCACCUUAUAAUGCCACAGUGGUCCAGAAGUUGUUGGAUCAGGGAGCUCUACUGAUGGGAAAAACAAAUUUAGAUGAGUUUGCUAUGGGAUCUGGAAGCACAGAUGGAGUGUUUGGGCCGGUUAAAAACCCCUGGAGUUAUUCAAAACAAUAUAGAGAAAAGAGGAAGCAGAAGCCCCGCGAUGAGAAUGAUUCUGAUUGGCUCAUAACUGGAGGAAGCUCUGGGGGCAGCGCGGCUGCCGUAUCAGCAUUCACAUGCUUUGCAGCUUUAGGAUCAGAUACAGGAGGAUCCACCAGAAAUCCAGCUGCCCACUGUGGGCUCAUUGGUUUCAAACCAAGCUACGGCUUAGUUUCUCGUCAUGGUCUCAUUCCCCUGGUGAAUUCAAUGGACGUGCCAGGAAUCUUAACCAGAUGUGUGGAUGAUACAGCAAUUGUGUUGGGUGUAUUAGCUGGACAUGACCCCAAAGAUUCUACCACGGUACAAGGUCCUGUAAAUUCAUUCUUGCUUCCCAGUUUGACAGAUGUGAGCAAACUGUGUAUAGGAAUUCCAAAGGAAUAUCUUGUACCAGAAUUGUCACCUGAAGUACGCUCUCUUUGGUCCAAAGCUGCUGAUCUCUUUGAUUCUGAGGGAGCCAAAGUCAAAGAAGUGUCCCUGCCCCACACCUGUUACUCAAUUGUCUGCUACCAUGUAUUGUGCACAUCAGAAGUGGCAUCAAAUAUGGCAAGAUUUGAUGGGCUGGAAUACGGUCACAGAUGUGACAUUGAUAUAUCUACUGAAGCCAUGUAUGCCACAACCAGACGAGAAGGGUUCAAUGAUGUGGUGAGAGGACGAAUUCUCUCGGGAAACUUUUUCUUAUUAAAAGAAAACUAUGAGGAUUAUUUCAUCAAAGCACAGAAAGUGAGACGCCUCAUUGCUAAUGACUUUGUGAAUGUUUUCAACUCCGGAGUGGAUGUCUUGUUAACUCCCACCACCUUGAGAGAGGCAGUGCCGUAUUUGGAGUUCAUCCAAGAAGACAACAGAACGCGAAGUGCUCAGGACGAUAUUUUUACACAGGCUGUAAAUAUGGCAGGACUGCCGGCAGUGAAUAUCCCAGUGGCCCUCUCACGCCAAGGGCUGCCAAUAGGAUUACAGUUUAUUGGACCUGCAUUCUGCGAUCAGCAGCUUCUUACAGUUGCCAAAUGGUUUGAACAACAAGUACAGUUUCCUGUUAUUCAACUUGAAGAACUCAUGGAUGAUUGUUCUUCAGUCCUUGCCAAUGAAAAGUUAGCUUCUGUGUCUCUAAAACAGCAGUGAUGAAUACGUAAUGAAAUUAAAAUGACUUUCAGAGAUUCUCUA